GUUGUGACCAACAUCUGUCCCAACCAGCAGCUGGAGAACGACCUGAACGAGAUGGAUGUCAAGAUGGGUCUGCUGCUGAAGGACAAGACCACCCGGCAGGAGGCGGGGUCCCACAGCGUGAUGAUGAACAAGCAGAGAGGAGGCCAGGAGGCUCUCAGCAAGCUGGAGGCCUACCAGCAUCUCUUCUACCUUUUACAGACCAAGCCGACAUACCUGGCCAAGCUGAUCUUCCAGAUGCCAGAUGUUAAAUCUAAAGAGCUAAUGAACUCUUUCUUCUCAACCUUGUAUAACAACGCCUUGAACCAGCGGGAGGAGUACCUGCUCUUGGAUUUCUUCAAAACCGCUUUGCGGGAACAAAUCAUGUCAAAGGUGGACCAGAUGAAGGAGAUGAUCACAGGAAACCAAACCGUAAUCAAUAUGGUGGUGAGCUUCCACCGAGGCACACGAGGACAGAAUGCACUGAGGCAGAUCCUGGCACCUGUGGUCAGGGAGAUCAUGGAGGACAAAACGCUAAACAUCAAGACGGACCCAGUGGACAUCUACAAGAGCUGGGUGAACCAGAUGGAGAGCCAGACUGGAGAGGCCAGUAAGCUGCCUUAUGACGUCACUCCAGAACAAGCCAUGUCUCACGAAGAGGUGAGGACGAGACUGGAGGCCUCCAUCAAGAACAUGAGGACCAUCACUGACAGAUUUUUGUCUGCCAUCAUAGUCUCGGUGGAUAAAAUUCCAUACGGAAUGCGGUUCAUCUCCAAGGUGCUGAAGGACACUCUCCAAGAGAAGUUCCCAGAUUCUACAGAGGAUGAGCUGCUCAAGAUUGUAGGGCACCUUUUGUAUUACCGCUACAUCAACCCUGCCAUUGUGGCACCUGAUGCCUUCGACGUUAUUGAGGUGUCCGCUGGUAGUUGGAUUACAACCGAACAAAGAAGAAACCUGGGUUCUGUGGUCAAGCUCCUUCAGCACGCUGCGUCCAACAAGAUGUUCCUGGGAGACAACGCUCACCUUAAUCCCAUCAAUCAAUAUCUCACCACCUCCUACCAGAAGUUCAGGCGCUUCUUUCUGGCUGCAUGCGACGUUCCAUCACUUGAAGAUAAAUUCAGCGUGGACCAGUACUCGGACCUGGUCACAGUCACCAAACCUGUCAUCUACAUAUCUAUUGGAGAGAUCAUAAACACUCACACUCUGCUGCUGGCCCACCAGGACGCCAUCGCUCCCGAGCACAAUGACCCCAUCCAUGAGCUGCUGGAGGACCUGGGCGAGGUUCCGACUGUGGAGUCGCUCAUUGGCGAGAGGAGUGGAGACGAACAAAGAACCAGUAAAGAUGUGAGCACUGGAACCCUGGAGGGGGAACAGGGAGGAGACGAGGACAGUGCAGACAGGUGAGGGACGACGUCAGGGACGGUAAGGAGAAGCUGGAGAGCAAAACACCAGGAAGUUUAUGGAAUGGGACGAGAAGCAUCACAAAGACCGUGGCGGUGACAAGUCAGAGCUGUUCUUUAACAGGUUUGAUGAUGGGGACACCUCCCACCCCUCACCCACUACUUCAACACCUCCAGGGGUCGACGCACCGUCCUCCCUGUGGCCGUUAAACUCUUCAGCUCCUCCUCCUUGUCUCUUCGGACAACUGAGCCUGGUUCUGGUUCUGCUGGAGGUUCUCCUCCCUGUUAAAGGGGAGUUUUCCUCUCC
Fundulus heteroclitus (mummichog) is the source of this 1683-nucleotide messenger RNA. RefSeq names its product ras GTPase-activating-like protein IQGAP1. The record is from RefSeq and is a predicted model, not a curated record. The annotation marks the transcript as partial. The transcript has 8 exons. Gene Ontology annotation, cellular component: nucleus; cytoplasm. NCBI's taxonomy places the organism in Eukaryota, Metazoa, Chordata, Actinopteri, Cyprinodontiformes, Fundulidae. Gene Ontology annotation, biological process: regulation of GTPase activity; regulation of actin cytoskeleton organization. Gene Ontology annotation, molecular function: actin filament binding; calmodulin binding; GTPase activator activity.